UCGAAUUUGAAAACUAUUUCAGUUGUUGGGUGUUUAACGAACGCGUAGCAUACGCCAAUUUCCCAUACAAAAUAGAAAAAAAAAAACGAACGAAAUUUAUUCUUUUCCCAAGAUAAAUUUCGUUUAGAACAAAUUUAAGAUUUUGUUUAUUUUUUUGAUAAAUUGUUCGCGCAACAAAACCCAACAUCAUGUUGUUCUCCUCAAUGAUUGAGGCUGCUCAAAAUUCGCCUUUCAAAAAGCCUUUCUCCACAGCCAGCUGUGAACCAGCUAUGGAAAAGGGUCAAUUGACCGAACAUCAUCAUAUCCAAGCUGCUGCAACUGCUGAAGGAGAUUCCUGUGAAUUCGGUUCCAAUUUAUAUUUUGCCCUCUGCGGCUUGGGCGGUAUCAUCUCCUGUGGUACAACACACACAAUGGUCGUACCAUUGGAUUUGGUCAAGUGUCGUCUGCAAGUCGAUCCUGCCAAAUAUAAGAGUGUCGUCAAUGGUUUCCGUGUCACCUUGGCCGAGGAUGGUUUCAAGGGUCUGUCGAAGGGCUGGGCACCCACCUUCUUUGGUUAUUCCGCCCAGGGUCUGUGCAAAUUCGGUCUCUAUGAAGUGUUCAAAGUUAUCUAUUCCAAUGCCAUUGGUGAGGAGAAUUCUUACUUGUACAGAACUUCAUUGUAUUUGGCUGCUUCUGCUUCGGCUGAGUUCUUUGCUGAUAUUGCUUUGGCCCCCAUGGAGGCUGCCAAGGUAAAGAUCCAGACCACACCCGGUUUUGCCAACACCCUGAGAGAGGCUUUGCCCAAGAUGUCGGCCCAGGAGGGUAUUGGUGCCUUCUACAAGGGUUUGGUGCCAUUGUGGAUGCGUCAAAUUCCCUAUACCAUGAUGAAGUUUGCCUGCUUUGAAAGAACUCUGGAAUUGUUGUAUGCCUAUGUUGUGCCAAAGCCACGUCAAGAAUGUACCAAGGGUGAACAGUUGGUGGUCACAUUUGCUGCCGGUUAUAUUGCUGGUGUAUUCUGUGCUAUUGUUUCACAUCCUGCUGAUACUGUUGUUUCCAAAUUGAAUCAAGCCGCCAAGGGUUCCUCGGCUUUGGAUGUUGCCAAGGCAUUGGGCUGGAGCGGUUUGUGGGGUGGUUUGGUACCCAGAAUUGUCAUGAUUGGUACCCUGACCGCUGCCCAAUGGUUCAUCUAUGAUGCCGUCAAAGUAUACUUGCGUAUGCCCAGACCACCACCACCAGAAAUGCCAGAAUCUUUGAAAAAGAAGUUGGGCCUCACACAGUAAAGACAUCACAACAACCAAAUCACAAUUUUUGAGUUUAAAUUUUAGCUAAUUUUAUUGUAAAUUUAAUGAAUUCUGUAAAUGACAUAAUAACGUUGUACGAUGGAUGCUGCCAAGCGUCCCGAUAUACAUACAUGCAUAAAUGAUGGCAUAAUGCCAUCAUCAUGAUCAAAUCAGUGAUAAUGUAUUUAAAAUUGUUAACGAUUUAAAGAUGAAACACGAAAUAAUGAAAAUAAAGAGAGGAAAAUUGUAGUAAA
This is a messenger RNA of Musca domestica (house fly), 1513 nucleotides long. RefSeq names its product solute carrier family 25 member 3 (gene Mpcp1). The transcript is spliced from 5 exons. The coding region runs from base 189 to 1259 and encodes 356 amino acids. Gene Ontology annotation, biological process: mitochondrial phosphate ion transmembrane transport. Gene Ontology annotation, cellular component: mitochondrial inner membrane. Gene Ontology annotation, molecular function: phosphate transmembrane transporter activity. The record is from RefSeq and is a predicted model, not a curated record. Lineage: Eukaryota; Metazoa; Arthropoda; Insecta; Diptera; Muscidae.